Molecule: messenger RNA, 2000 nt
Organism: Boeremia exigua
Lineage: Eukaryota; Fungi; Ascomycota; Dothideomycetes; Pleosporales; Didymellaceae
Product: guanine nucleotide exchange factor
Exons: 5
Coding region: 381-1808 (475 amino acids)
Biological process (GO): G protein-coupled receptor signaling pathway
Cellular component (GO): cytoplasm
Molecular function (GO): G-protein alpha-subunit binding; guanyl-nucleotide exchange factor activity
Source: RefSeq, a predicted model, not a curated record
GGAACAUGCUCAUCCUGUGGUCAAGCGCGUCGUUCUGAGAUUACAGUACGAAGUAUACCUAAUAUCGCGAUCAGAUGCAGCGCACUCACAGCCCACAUUUUGUUCUGGCGUCGCCUAAUUCAACGUCCAACAUCACCCAUUUCAACGUCCCAUCGUGAGCAAACGUGAGCACCCCUCGAUUUUCAAUAUCCAAUAUCCACCUGAGCUCGUGGCACCUCUCUCACAAUCUAGUCGCGGUCGAAGGUGCGGGUCCCUCCCCACUGUGGGGCACCUUGAUCAUCCUAGCCUAGGUACGAAAGUACCGCGGGAUCUGUAACAAGGUCCACCUACGUAUAAUCUUCGAGCCUCCUUUCUACCUAUUAACUUCUUCCACACUUGCCAUGAUGUUGUCGCACAAGUCGGGGAAAGCGAAGCUUGACCAUGUCACCAAGAUACUCACCGACUUAAAGGCGGAUCUCGAUGCGCCUGCGCUGUCCGCGCAACAACGGCAGCAGCAGCUCGAGCAGCUUAAAGUGUACGGUCGCGACCCUACGAAUGCGGACCCUAUCUUCACUCAAGACGGUCUACGGACAUUAGGCCGCUAUGCCUUCAAGGAGAAAGACGUGGCAGUAUCACAGGAAGCUCUCAGGUGCAUGGCCAACGCCCUGCUCCUGCAGCCAAAGGCGCGCCAGAUCUUGAUCGAUCUUGGGCAUGGCCCGGACGCCGCAGAGAGACUCAAGAGCGAGAGCAUCGAUGACGAGUUCCUGGUGUCCCGUAUCCUGUUCCUCACGACCUACGACGCCAAACUCGACUACACGGAGCUCGUAGACGAGCACCACCUCGCCGACAACAUCAACGCCGCAAUCCAGCGCCACGCAGACCGCUACACCCAGCCGCGCCAGCCCUCGCAAGAACACGCCGCCCCAAUGGACCUCAUGGCGCUCUCGGAAACGCUCAAGCUGCUCUUCAACAUCACCCACUUCCACCCCGACCUCUCGCAGCACUUCACGCCCACGAUCCCCCACAUCUUCAAAAUCCUGCUGCGCAGGGACCCCCCACCCAAGCCCCUCGACGCCCCGGUCUCGUUCCUGAUCAACGCGCUCCUCAACCUCGUCCGCAGCGACGACGACUCCACCACCGCACAAUCGCACGCCCACGACCCCGCCCUCCACGCCGCCCUCUUCCCCUCCGCCUCCCCCGCCCUCCACGCAACCCACCUCAUCACCCUCCUCGACGCCGCCACCCUCGCCUACCCCGCCCCAGACCUCGACACCACCAUCUCCCCGCUCUUCACCCUGCUGCGGCGCACCUACGAACUCGCCCCCGCCGACGUGCACACCGUGAUGCAAUCCAAGCUGCUCCCCUCGGACACGGACCGCGCGCAGCCCCUCGGCAAAACCGCCUCGCUGCCCUCGCGCCUCCUGAAUCUGAGCACCGCGGCCCCGACGCCCGCGCUGCGCGACUCCGUGGCCUCGUUCCUGUUCGAGCUGUCGGGCAAGGACGCCGCGGCGUACGUCGCGAACGUGGGUUACGGCUUCGCCGCGGGCUUCCUGCUGGCGAAGAACAUUGCGAUGCCGGCGAGUGCGCUGCGGGACGCAGGCGAGGGCGCCGGCGCGGGCGUGCCCGUGAAUCCGAUCACAGGGCAACGGCUGGAUCGUGAGGAGCCCGUGGAGAUGCCGGAGAUGACGCAGGAGGAGAAGGAGAGGGAGGCCGAGCGGCUGUUUGUGUUGUUUGAGCGGCUGAAGAAGACGGGGGUUGUGGAUGUGCGGAAUCCUAUUGAGGAGAUGUAUAGGAGUGGGCGGGUUGAGGAGCUGAGUGACUCGGAGUGAGGGGGUCGUGUUGCUUGCAGGACGGUAUUCGGUCGCAUGCACGACAGUAUUCAGUGGCAUGCAGGACGGUCUUCAGUGGCAUGAGACAAAGUAAUAUAAAUAAUUAGAUAAGCCGCACCUCCCUGGAAGAAUGCACACGGUAACCGCAUAGUCCUUAAAUAGCACCUAGCAUAUAAAUCCCCCCAUGGUUAU